Messenger RNA from Cladocopium goreaui, 1587 nucleotides. NCBI's taxonomy places the organism in Eukaryota, Dinophyceae, Suessiales, Symbiodiniaceae. The record is from the annotation of a GenBank genome assembly.
AUGUCUCAUCCAGAUGGAUCAUCACAUCGACUCACCAGGAGCCCUGAUGGCACCAUUGGCGGGGACGAGGUGUCGAAGUUGGUGCAAGCGCUGGACACCAAGAACUUCUGGACGCAGGCGCGGCUGCAGUCGCUGGUGGAGGGCUUCGGCUUGGCGGAGGGUCGCAUGAAAUUGGAGUCCUUCGCUCGAAUUCUUUAUGAUGGACCAGAGGCAGCAGUGUACGAGGUGGUUCGUGCGGACCUGAAAAAGGCGAUGAUCAGCCCGGAAUGGGACGAUGGAAGCUAUGCUCCCAUUCUGAUUCGCCUAGCAUGGCACUCUUCAGGUACCUACUGCCCUGUGAUGGGCGGUGGUUCCAAUGGUGCGACCAUGCGACAUGCGAAGGAGGCCAAUGACCCUGAGAACAAGUACUUAGAGCACGCCAUGGCGCUUCUGGAACCCAUCAAGGCGAAACAUCCCUGGAUCUCCUAUGCAGAUCUAUGGAUUUUGGCAUCUUAUGUGGCACUGGAAACCACUUCCGGGCCAAGGAUCAAGUUCACUGGUGGUCGGACCGAUGCCCCAGCAGAGAAAGCGGUAGAUCCGGGUCGCCUGCCUGAGCCGGAGCAUGGCCUGGCCGAGGGCAUGGAGGUAGACGACGAAGGCAGACUCAAGGGCUGGGAAAACCUGGCCGCCCAUGUGCGGACCAUCUUUGGUCGCAUGGGUUUUAAUGACCGAGAGGCCGUUGCUUUGCUGUGCGGCGGCCACGUCUAUGGUCGCUGUCAUCCUCAAGCAGGCUCUGGCUACGCCGGAGCCUGGGUUGAGAAUCCUACCAUGUUCAGCAAUGAGUAUGCGGCGGACAUGGUGGGUGACAAAUGGAUCGCUGUGACCCACGACACUGUCAUGCCAGAUGGUGGUCAAGUUCCUCAGGAGGUCCGACCCGCACCAGGCAGGAGACAGUAUAUCGACCUCUCAAAGUACGAGGGAGGCGACUCCGGAGAUGAGGCUGAAGCUGCUCCAAGAACCGUGGAGGCAUAUCCACCUGGUCGUUACAAAUGUUUGUCCCAGUGGGUGAACUGCCGCGAAGGGCCGGACGUGUCAUCGCAGAUCCUGGGACGCUUUCUGGAGAAUCAGGAGCUGUCCAUUGUGGAAAUCAAGGUCGCGACUGAGAUCAGAGGUUUGACCGAGCGUGGUGGUUGGGUGUCCAUCGUGAACUCUGCAGGCAAGACUCUCUGGGAGAGGCAGGGUGACCUCACGGCCUCAUCGUUGCUGGGACGCUACCGUGCUGUUGGAUCCAGUGCCUCCGUCUUCUCAGAGGCUUCCUGUGCUCAGUCUGUGGGUCGACUGCAGGUAGGAGACGAGUUCGAGGUGGACCAUGUUGUUCUACCGGGCCCAGGCGGCGGUGCGAUCAUGGGAAGGCUGAAAGGCCAGAAUGCUUACGUCCUGAUCCACAGCAGCGAGGGCUUGCAAUGCGAACAAGUGGUGGAAGGAUACAACGAGAAGCCUCGAAGACCGCUGAAGGGCCAGUCUUUGCAGAGGACGAAGAGCUUCUGAAGACGGAGUUUGGGGAGGCCUUCAAGAAACUCACCGAGCUGGGUUGUUCUUGGUCCCAGG